Botrytis porri is the source of this 366-nucleotide messenger RNA. RefSeq lists its product as uncharacterized. The record is from RefSeq and is a predicted model, not a curated record. Bases 1 to 366 code for a protein of 121 amino acids. NCBI's taxonomy places the organism in Eukaryota, Fungi, Ascomycota, Leotiomycetes, Helotiales, Sclerotiniaceae. The transcript is spliced from 2 exons.
AUGCUGUUGAACUAUUAUAUUAAUCUUGUGUGUUACUACGUCUCUCGAGAUGUGAUCUACCCUUUGCCGGUGUUCAGUGUCAAAAGAUCCAGAACUUUACUUCGAGGGCGUGAUUUUGGUCCAAGGGUAUAUGUGAUCGAGCUACAUUUACGAUGGUCAUUGGCAUGUAGGAAACUCGAUGUUGGAACUUAUGAGAGCACACAGCAGCAUAGCAGCUAUCUAUCAAAGACUGGUAAAGGCGCUGUAGAAAAGCAAGGGAGCGCAAAUGGUCGGCCAAUCGAAUUAUCUUUGCUUGAUCAUACUUUUGAUGACUGGCAGCUUUACAACAACGUCCCAAUUACUUCUGGUCAUUGCUUGAUCAACUAG